GCGGCGGGCCGCAGCCCGGCCCGGCAGCGCCCGAGGGCAGCCCGGCACCCGCAGGAUUGGAAGCUUGCAAAGGAAUUCACACUGAAUGAAAAUCAUUUCCUGAAGCUGGGUCUGUUCCAGGAACUGUAACCCAAAUGUUUCUCUGUCCGUGGAGGAGAUUUCACGUUUGAAGAAACUUCUACUGAAGCCAGUCGUGUCCCAUCACCAUGUUCUGGAAGUUUGAUUUGAACACAACGUCACACGUGGACAAGCUGCUGGACAAGGAGGAUGUGACCCUGGAGGAGCUGAUGGACGAGGAUGACGUCCUGCAGGAAUGCAAGGCCCAGAACCGGCGGCUGCUGGACUUCCUGUGCCAGCAGCACUGCAUGGAGCAGCUGGUCACCCUCAUCACCCACGAGCCCCCCGUGGACAUGGACGAGAAGGUCCGAUUCAAGUAUCCCAACACGGCCUGCGAGCUGCUGACCUCGGACGUGCCGCAGAUCAACGACAAGCUGGGCGGGGACGAGACCCUGCUCAACAUCCUCUACGACUUCCUGGACCACGAGCCCCCCCUGAACCCCCUCCUCGCCAGCUUCUUCAGCAAGACCAUCGGGAACCUCAUUGCACGGAAAACAGAACAGGUGAUCUCAUUUUUGAGGAAAAAGGACAAGUUCCUGAGCCUGGUGCUAAAGCACAUUGACACCUCUGCCAUGAUGGACCUGCUGCUGCGCCUCAUCAGCUGCGUGGAGCCCACGGCGCUGCGCCAGGACGUGCUCAACUGGCUGAAUGAAGCCAGGAUUAUCCAGAGACUCGUGGAGCUGAUCCAUUCGAGCCAGGAUGAGGAUAGGCAAUCCAAUGCUUCCCAGACCCUGUGUGACAUCAUCAGGCUGAGCAGAGACCAGAGCACUCAGCUUCAGGAUGUCCCGGAGCCAGAUCCACUUCUCACAGCACUGGAAUCGCAGGAGUGCGUGGAGCAGCUCCUCAGGAACAUGUUCGACGGCGAGCAGAGCGAGGCCUGCAUCGUGAACGGCACCCAGGUGCUCCUGACGCUGCUGGAAACGCGGCGCUCCGGGGUGGAAGGCCUGAUGGACUCGUACACUCAGGGAUUCGAGAGGUCUUACACUGUCAACAGCAGCAUCCUGCACGGCAUCGAGCCCCGGCUCAAGGACUUCCACCAGCUGCUGCUGUGCCCCCCCAAGAAACCGGCGAUCCUGACCACGCUGGGGGUGCUGGAGGAGCCGCUGGGGAACGCGCGGCUGCACGGCUCGCGGCUGAUCGCGGCGCUGCUGCACGCCAACACCCCCAGCAUCAACCAGGAGCUCUGCAGGCUCGGCACCAUGGACUUGUUACUUGAUUUAUUUUUUAAAUACACGUGGAAUAACUUUUUGCAUUUCCAAGUGGAGCUGUCCAUAGCAGCCAUCCUGUCCCACUCGGUGCACGAGGGGAAGCCCAGCCCGGGGGAGCCGGGCAGCAAAGAGGAGGCUCCGAGCGGGAGCGCGGCCCCGGAGCCCCCGGAGCCCCCGGAGCGCCCGGAGCCCCCGGCCGGAGCCGCCGAGAACGUCAUGGUCACCCACGUGAGACUGUUCCAGAAGUGCUGCCUGGUGCAGAGGAUACUGGACGCCUGGGAAGCCAAUGACAAAAUCCAGGCAGAGGGCGGCAGGAGGAGAGGGAACAUGGGCCACCUGACCCGCAUCGCCAACGCCGUGGUGCACAACAUGGAGAAGGGCCCCAUGCAGGCCCAGAUCAGUGACUUCAUCAAAGAGCUGCCUGAGGACUGCAGGGGCAGGUGGGAGAGUUUCGUGGAGGAGACGCUGACGGAGACGAACCGGAGGAACACGGUGGAUUUGGUGAGCACCCACCACCUGCACUCCUCCAGCGAGGAUGAGGACAUUGAAAGUGCUUUUCCCAACGAGCUCACUCUCCAGCAGGCCUUCUCUGAGUACCAGAUCCAGCAGAUGACAGCCAAUUUUGUGGAUCAGUUUGGCUUCAACGACGAGGAGUUUGCAGACCAGGAUGACAACAUCAACGCUCCCUUCGACCGCAUCGCCGAGAUCAACUUCAACAUCGAUGCUGACGACGACAGCCCCAACGCCUCCCUGUUCGAGGCCUGCUGCAACGAGCGCAUCCAGCAGUUCGACGACAACGAGGAGGAGGAGGAUAUCUGGGAGGAGAAGGACAUCUCCUACGCGACCCAGGUCAAGUCCAGGACACGGUUUGGAGCGUCACAGACGUCAGAGAGCUCCAAGAGUGACCUGGAGAACGGGGACCACGACGGCAGCGUGGACUCGGAGGAGGAGGAGGAGCGGCCGCCGCCCUCCCCGCACAAGGGCAGCACCCCGGAGCAGAAGGACUCGGACUCCUGCCAAGGGGCUGGCUGGACGGCCGUGUUCGAGCCCGCGGGCCCCAAGCCGCCCGUGGCCAUGGACGUGGGCUCCAGCGUGUGGGACUCGGCCGCCCCGCAGAGCAGCGCCCCGGAGGAGAAGGGCUGGGCCAAGUUCACAGACUUCCAGCCUUUCUGCUGCUCCGAGUCCAACCCUCGCUGCAGCUCCCCCGUGGGCACCGAGAGCGGUGGCACCGACGGGACCCCGGCGCAGGGCCAGGACAAGAACUCCAGCACUGCUGCCUCUCCCUGUGUGUGGAACGCGUGUGGGACACGGAAGGCGCCGCUGGUGGCCUUGGACAGCAGCUCCUCGGGCAGCUCCGAGAGCGACGACGACGACGACGACAAGGCCAAGGCUGCCACGGAAUCCACGGCACAGGAGCCCAGCAAGGACAGGGCAGCUCCCUCCAGUGGCUCUGAUGGAAAGGCUCUGGAGACGCUGCCCGCGGCCGACGCCGGGACGGCCGCAGCCACCCGCGGAGCCCGGAGCAGCGCGGCCACGCACACGGACGGGCACCAGAGAGGGGCCUCUGCUGUCACAGCUGCCACAGACACGGCCACGAGAGACAGGAGUGAGGAGGCCUUGCCCUGCGCCGAAGCCACGUUGAACGGCCCCGCUUGAUGCCGCCGCCGCCCUGGGACGUGUGUGAGCCAGGCCAGGCUGCUCCCUGGUGAUGCAAUUUGUCAAUUCUUUAUUAUUUUUUUUCAUUUUAAUUUUAUUUUUUAAUAAAUGCUGCAUUGAUGAGAGCGAGCUGGCGUUCAGGACCAGACACGCAGAUCCAACAGCACCGAUCCGUUCGGAAAGACACUCGGCAUUGUCGAAAUGUAGCAUUGAGUUCAGUCCUCACGGGAAUGACGGGCUCUUCCCAAGCCUUCUGCCUGAUUUGAGUUGUCCCCUUCCCCGUGCCCCUGGUUUUGUUUUGGAUUUGGGGUUCAGUGCUGUUUUCCCAGUGUUAUUGCACACAGUAUUCAGCUUCUCUUGGGAAGGUAGCAGGUCCAGCGGCGGCCGGGGCCAGCGCACAAAUCCCGCAGCCGUGUGACCAAAGUUCCUGAUGGAGCUGUCCUCGGGCAGCCUUUGCACCGCUUUGUAGAGCAAUAAAGCCUUACCAGAAACAUUUCACAGGAGAGGAGGAAUGCCAACGCUUCCGUGGGGGAGCAGGGAGGGCUGGAUGGGGCUGGCAGGGCCGAGGCCAGCAGUGAUGCUGGGGCCCAGCUGUCCAGAACGGGAUGGCCCUGCCCUGCAGCCCUGCCCUGGGCUCUCCAUGGACACGUGCUGGGCCAGGGCAGGGGCUGGGCUGGCUCUGGGCUGGCCUCUGCCGAUGUCCGUGCUGGCCCCAGGGGACCCUGCCCACGGGGAGGUGACAGGGUUUUGCUGGCUCUUUGGAGACUGAAUUAAUGUAUUUGCAAAUGAUGAUGGAAAUCCUUUUUCUGUUUGUUUUGUUCUGUUUUUAAAGUUUUUAAUGGAUGCAGGAACAGCAACACUUUUGCACUUUGUACCUGGUGAUGACAGCGUUGGGGGAGGGCAUGGGAGAGCCCUGGGGGACAUCCAGAUCCCUCAGGGGGGAUGGGGGAGCAGGGCCAGGUGAGGGGAGCACCUGGAGCUGGGAUGUGGGAUGUGGGAUAUGGGAUGUGGGAUGUGGGAUGUGCCCAGGCUGGAGCCCUGCUCCUGGGAAUGCCGUGCUGGUGCCAGGCUCUGAGCUCACUGCCAGCCCAGCCUGGGGGGCAUACGAGGGGCACUGGGGGUUUGGGCCACCUGGGGCAGCUGAGCUGGAACCCCCGGGAUGUGGAAUCCUGAAAAAUCCUCCCUUUGGAGCAAAGGCUGGAGCUCGGCACCCAGGGAGCCAGACCUGCUUUGGGGUGCAUUCCUGAGGGUGGGAAGCACCUCACGUCCCCGGCAGGGCAGCCUGGCUGCCCAGAAAUCAGAAAUCCCUUCCUUGUGCCGUGGUGUCUGCCAUGGCAUGUCCUGGCUGGGCUGGGAGGGCCCUGAGGGGAGCCAGGCGUUCCCACUGGGGCUGUGGGCCCCUCAUGUGCUGCUGCCCCCAGUCCUUGGGAAUCAGGUGGUGCAGGGCUCUUGUUCUGGAAGUUUUCACUCGCUGAAUUAAUUAUUAAAUUAAUAAUUUAAAGUUAAUUGCACUGGGAGGGAAAAAAAAAAUCUCACUUUGUGCUUUGCUUCCCCUGCUUGGUGUUCAGGGAUCAAUCCCCCUCCAGCAGGACUCUCAGACAGGAUCAGUGGCUUUGAGGUCCUGGCUGGAGACACAUUAAAGUCUUAAUUUUCCAAGGGUUGGUGCUAGAGUUCUGCUGUACAUAGGGCAUUCUGGGGCCCAGAGCUGAUCCCAUGGAAGCUGAAGGUCCAUGUGCUGGUGCAGCCUGGCUGGAUCCCAGGGGAUGCCAGGGUGCUCUUCCAGCCUGUCCCCUGCUGCCCCCAGAUCCGUGUGGGGUCGGGGGCUGAGGGGAAUGUCCUCGCAGGCCUGGGGGACAGGACAGGGCCUCCACCCCCAGCUGCUGAGUGUGGGAGCAGUGGUUCCCCCUGGACAGGCUGGGGCAGCAGUGACCCACAGUGGCUCCAGAGAUGGGGCUGGCUGUGCCUUCUGCUGCAGUUCCAGCCUGGCGUUCCUCAGCUCUGGCUUUGAGUCCCUGUGUCAGUGAGAGCUUUAUUAAUAAUAAUUAUAUAAUAAUAAUGAUUAUAAUAAUAAUAAUAUCCUUGGGCAUAUCCAGAUCUGAACACAGCUCGUUAGUGGGUUAAUUUAUUACUCAGUGCUGAGACACAUCACUGGGGCUUGGUCAGGCCUGUGGAGAUGCACAAAUUCCAUGGGUUUGGUGCCUGUGGGUGAUCCCUGCAGGGCUGGGGUUGAGGCUCUCAGUUCAUUCCAGCUCUCCCCUCCCCUGGGGUUGUUCUUCCCUCCAGCCCCAGCUCCUGCUGCUUGGGCUGCCGGGGUCUGCAGCUCUGAACAGAGCCAGAGCCACUUCUGGCCUGGCCCCAGUGGUUUUGUGGGGAAAGCAGGAAUGGGAAAUCCUUCUAAGGCAGAGCUUCCCGUCUCUCCAGAGACACAGUGGGUGUGAGGGCUUGGAGUGUCCCUCCUGGGGUUUUCAAUCUCCCUGUGCUCUGGGGAAGGGCUUCUAGGGCUGGAGCAGCAUCUCGUGGCUGCUGAGGAUGGAAUUCCCUGUGUCCCCUGAUCCCCUGGGCUCUGUGUCCAGGUGAUGAAGGCUCCCCCCAGGUGCUGCUCCACACUUCCCUCCUGCCUCGUGUUGGAAUCUCCCAAAGCACAGGGAGAUUCCCAGCCCCAGCCUGUGGGGCUGGGCACAGAUCUGUCAUGCAGGGCCAUCCACCCACACACCUGGCUCUCCUGAGAAACCUGGGAACAGGCCCCUGGGAGCACCAGGAGCUGGGCUUCAUCUCCAGGGUCAGGAGCAGAAGCAGCAAGGGCAGGUUCCUGGGGGAUGGUUCUGGAAUGUUCCAGUGGCUCUGCCUGCCUGGGCAUCGCUCCAGGGAUCUGGUGAUGCCACUGUGCCAACUGCCCCACACUGGGAGGGGAGGGGGCUCCUGGGCACAGCCAGGGCUAAACCCAUCCCCUUGGCCAGUCCCAGGUGAUUCCUGGGGGGAUGUGGGAGGAACAGCUUCGUGGGGAUGGGAACCCCGUGGUGCUGGGAGUGUCCCCAUCCCUGUCACAUCGGGAGGGGGCAGAGCUGGGGGCUGGGGAUCCCAAACCCCCGUGGGUGUGGGGCUGUGAUCCCACAGUGAUGGCACUGAGCAUUCCUGGGGCUCAGGCUGGGGGGCUCUGUGCCCCCUCAGCCCAGGGGCAGCCAGAGCCGUGUCCAGAGUUCCCUGCAUGUCCCAGGGGGAGAUUUCUUCCCACUGCACCCUGCACCCUGGAAGGGCAGCCAGCAGGGAAUAUUCUGCUCAUUCCCUCAGCAACUCCACAGCCAAAAACGUCUCUAAAACAGAAUUCCCUCUCUUCUUGUGGCAGGCAAAAUCCCGGGUGUUUGUUGGGGUCCUGUGUCCUCAGCAAAGCCCAAGGGAAAUUCCCCAAGUGCCCCAAGGCUUUGCUGUCCCUGGGAUGGAAUCCCAAGGUUUCAUCAAGAACAUCUCUUUGGAGAGCUGCAGAUGGGCAGGGAAUGGAAACCCUGGGGGGCAUAGAUU
This is a messenger RNA of Passer montanus (Eurasian tree sparrow), 6497 nucleotides long. RefSeq names its product protein phosphatase 6 regulatory subunit 2 (gene PPP6R2). Gene Ontology annotation, cellular component: nucleus; cytosol. The record is from RefSeq and is a predicted model, not a curated record. Bases 207 to 2981 code for a protein of 924 amino acids. The transcript has 24 exons. Gene Ontology annotation, molecular function: protein phosphatase regulator activity; protein phosphatase binding. Lineage: Eukaryota; Metazoa; Chordata; Aves; Passeriformes; Passeridae.